Molecule: messenger RNA, 2617 nt
Organism: Dimorphilus gyrociliatus
Lineage: Eukaryota; Metazoa; Annelida; Polychaeta; Dinophilidae
Source: the annotation of a GenBank genome assembly
ACGUGAGACUCUGAGCCAUUCAAAAAUGUUAAUUCAUUGUUAGGAGAGUUUAAGAUUUACCUUUUAAUAAUUUCUCUGUUAUACCUGCUUUUUAAGUGUGACUUACGGACUGCGUGAGGUUUGUCCUUGUGUCUUUUAUUUCAGUGUUAUUAAAACCGUUUUCUCACUAAUAAAAUGAAGCAUUUGUUUUGAGCGAUAUUACAGGCUAUUAUCAUUGCAGGUUCAGGGCAUGUCUUACAAAAGUGAAUCUGCUAACCGAAAUUCAAACUGUGAUAAGACAUUUAAUCUACGGAUUAAACUAGGUAAUAACUUUAGGAACAAUGAAUGUGUCAGUGGGAAAGGUCUUUCUGAAGAAUCCGCAUCUGAGGCUGAAAGUGAAGAAAACAGAAUAAACAAUUUAACUUUGCCUAUGGGACAACGUAAAACACAUCGAACAUUUCAAAGCAAAGCCAACAAAAGUGCAACAGAUAUUGAUGAGGAUGCUUUAUUAGUUUCGCGUGAGAAAUCUUUAAUAAAGGACCUAAACUAUUGCAGAGUAUGCAAGUACAAACUGUCAGGUCGGAAACAUGACAAUCAUUUCCAAACACAUCGUCACAAGAUUCUUGAGCAUUUUUACGAUCUUUGUGUCGAUAAAGGGAUCGAUUGGGGUGACAUGAAUGCGAGAUCUUUCACUUGUGCCCUCCAUCCUGAUAGAUUUAUAUCCAGUGUUGAAAUUAUGGUGAAACAUUGCAACCGACAGCACCCAGAUAUUGUAAAAUCUUUAAAUUUACCAAUAUCCAAUAUCUGGAAGACACGCCUUGAGAAUCAGUUAGGAAAAGACGUUGUGGAAACAGAAUUGACUAAUUAUACAGAAGAAAAUACAAACGUCAGAGCCGAAGAACCAGAAAAAUUGAAUCUAAAAUUGAAACCUACUAAUUCACCGCACCAGAUAUUUGCUUGUUCCAAGUGUUCUUACCGAAAUUUUCAAAGAAUAUCUGUGCUAAAGCACAUAAUACAAAAACACAAUUUAACGGCAGGAAUGGCUGGAAAGUUUAUUAUAAAAACAUCUAAAAUUAUAAAAUCCAUGCCCAAUAAGAAUAGUGGCCCAAAGAGGCAAUCAGAAGCUCGAACUUUAAAUACAGAUGAACUUGAUAAAUAUAGAGUAAAGGGAAAUAUGAGCGUUAAAUGCAUGCAAGUAAUGGACGCAACUCUUCAACAUUAUAGCCAAUUCCAACCGAAAAAUUUACAAUACGUUUCAAACAGGUUAAGAGAGGAAUUUAUUCGAUUCGCUAAAAAUCAGAAAAAACACAAUGAAAAUGGAUUUUAUUACUGUCCAACUUGCAAGCAUAAAUAUCCAACGGUGAAAUCAGGAAAACAACAUAUCUUACGCAUAGCACAUUCAAAAAAUUUCUUCUCAGAAGAAUAUAGAACCAGAUAUAAAAUUUUGGAAGCAUAUGCUAAUUAUAACGAAAACAAUGAGUUUAUAGGUAUGGUUGGAAGUGAUGUGUCCAAUAAAUCCCGCUCUAGUAAAGAGCGUAGCGUGAGCAGCGUUGAGGAUGCAAUUGAAGGAGAAAAAAGAAAAGUAGUAAAAGAAAAAAUUGUAAAGCCGAAGGCAAUAAAGCGGGUGCUCCCGACGAAUUCUACGCCAAUUCCUACUAAAGUUGCUACUAAAGAUUGGGAUAGAAUUAAUACUCCAGAUUCCUUAAAUUUAGGUUUGUAUAACUUGUCUUUUUCUGAAAGUUUUUAAAUUUCCUUUGUACGAAAAAUUAGUUGAAUUAACAAUUUCUAAUAGCUGCACUACCUCUCGAACGAAAAUGGAUGGAAGCGAUCAGCGAUAUUUCAAACCUUGCAUUAGCCGAUAUUGGCCUAGUUCCACCUGACGACCGUAAUCGUCUCUUCCGUUGCUUAGAUUAUAUCCAUUCAUUAUCAAUGAAGUAUAAGUCUAAACCCCAGCAAAGCGGAAUUUUGAGUUUACUACAACCAUCUACGAUAAGCUAUCCUUCAAUGCAAACUGUGUUUCCCUCAUGCGAAAGUGAAACCUUUAAAAGGCCAGGCAGUCCGAGCCGAGUAAAAGUUACGGAUCGGGGUCUUAGAAGGUUACGGAGAAGUCCAUCGGCUACUUCCUCUCCUAUGUUAGAUGAUGAAUCUAAUUUUACUUCAAAUGGCCUGCUCAACAACUUUGAUACCACAUUUGAUUUAGAAGAAGAACUACUUCGUAUUGAUAACUCUCCGUCAGCAAGAUUAGUUCCUGGCUCUAAUGGCAUACCAGUCGCACAGAAAAUAAAAACUGAGGGUGAUUGGUAACUUUUUCCGUAAUAUAUUGAAAUAUUAUGGGAAAUGUAUCUAUCUAUUAUGCACUUUCGAAUGUUUAGUAAAGUUUAUAUAACACCUUACUUAUUUCUUUGGCAUGACGAUCGAUUAUUUCAGAAAUUUUUAACGCGAUUCUUUCAUGUUCUGUUAUCCUCUUUUCAGUAUAUAUAUGUAAGUUUACUUUAUAUAUAUAUAUCAUACAUAUGUACACUCGGAUAAAUUGUGUUAUAAGAGUGAUUUAGUUUGUACAAUAUAUUUUAUACAAUGUUUGCUACUGGCUGCUGACCUAGGUUUCUCAAAAACGGGCAGUUAUCAUUUAAAGUCAGGC